Molecule: messenger RNA, 1265 nt
Organism: Colossoma macropomum (tambaqui)
Lineage: Eukaryota; Metazoa; Chordata; Actinopteri; Characiformes; Serrasalmidae
Gene: vbp1
Product: von Hippel-Lindau binding protein 1
Exons: 6
Coding region: 44-631 (195 amino acids)
Biological process (GO): protein folding; tubulin complex assembly; microtubule-based process
Cellular component (GO): cytoplasm; prefoldin complex
Molecular function (GO): tubulin binding
Source: RefSeq, a predicted model, not a curated record
CCCAGCGUCCACGUAAAGAGGAAGGGCUACGAGUCUUUCCAAAAUGGCGACGACCAUAGAGAGUAGCAAUGCUGGAGCGGCGAGCAAGAAAAAACACCUCGGAAUCCCCGAAGCGAUAUUUGUGGAGGAUGUGGAUUCCUUUAUGAAGCAGCCCGGCAAUGACACAGCAGAUGCUGUACUGAGGAAACUCGAUGAACAGUAUCAGAAAUAUAAAUACAUGGAACUCAACCUGGCUCAGAAGAAGCUGAGGUUGAAAAGCCAGAUUCCACAAAUCAAGCAAACAUUAGAAAUCUUACGGCACAUGCAGAAGAAAAAGGACACUACAGAUCCAAUGGAGACACACUUCCUAUUGGCUGAUAAUGUGUACUGCAAGGCCUCUGUCCCACCCACAGAUAAAGUGUGUUUGUGGCUUGGGGCAAACGUAAUGUUGGAGUAUGAUAUAGAUGAAGCUCAGUCGCUUUUGGAGAAGAACCUCGCCACAGCCUCCCGGAACUUGGAGUCCCUAGAAGAGGACCUGGACUUCCUCCGAGACCAGUUCACAACCACUGAAGUCAAUAUGGCGCGUGUCUAUAACUGGGACGUCAAGAGGAGGAGCAAAGACAACCUCCUCAAAUCAGCUGAGAGGUCUUAGAAGAGGGGCAUUGUUUGGCCCUGACCCCCAACAUCCCAAAUUUCUCCCCUGUUAGUAAAACCACCCCAUGUGUCUACCUGCCUCCACACUGUUAUCUAUUGAUUUGUUACUUUUUAAAGUAUUUUUUCAAGUAAAAAGGAAAAAGAAAUCAAACAAAAGUCACAGCGGCGGUUUUCUUUUGUAUUCUUUUUAGUAUAAUUAAUAAUAGUUUUUGCUUCACACUAUUUUACCAGGUUUUUCCAUUGUCCUCUGAUUUUCACUGAUGUUAUGUUCGGCUGGUAAGAGCUACUGUUCACGACGCUGAGUAUUCACAGAGCUGUUUGUGGGAGUCGUGUACUGCUCAUUGAAAAUUCUGCACGAGUCAGUAUGUGGGGAGAGGAUGAACGCUGAGGGCGAGUGUUUCGAAGGGACUUUGUUCAUUGGUCGACCUUCCAGUCUAUCCUGACUCCUUCCCCUCGCUCCUUGUCUUUCUCCUUCUCUCUCACUCCCUCUUUCUCCACAGCUCUCACCUCCUCUGAAGCCUGCUGUUUUUCCUCGACUUUGUUUUUUUUUCCUACUGUCUCUCAUCUGUAUUUAUUUGUCACAUUGCACCCAUUAAAUACUGAAUGAGCAACUCAGCUUUUGAGGAAAGACA